Molecule: messenger RNA, 2103 nt
Organism: Beauveria bassiana ARSEF 2860
Lineage: Eukaryota; Fungi; Ascomycota; Sordariomycetes; Hypocreales; Cordycipitaceae
Product: ATP synthase F1
Exons: 3
Coding region: 1-2103 (700 amino acids)
Biological process (GO): proteolysis
Molecular function (GO): serine-type peptidase activity
Source: RefSeq, a predicted model, not a curated record
AUGUCCACCAUAACCAACAAACCUGGCGUCUUCAAGGACACGGACAAAUCUGACAUGCUCAAGGGCAAACAUCCCGCCCGGGGUAAACAUACUGCUUCCCAGUCAGAUGACUCUGGCAACGUUGAGCAGGCUACCACCAAGACAACUCCGGUUUAUUUCUGGUAUCUCAACAACGCCAAAGACAACGUUCCCCGCUAUACUCAAAGUCUCAGCCGCUCGCGGGAUCCCGUCGGUACUGAGUCCGUUGUCAAUACCUUUGACGGACGUGCAAAAGUGCCUGAAGAGCACUUCAAUAACCGGUCCGGAAAAUACCGCGCCAUUGUCAAGCUUUUUAUCCUCUACGAUCAACAGCAGCAGCUGCUGAAGGACAAUGAAGCCGCAUGGCCCAUUGCUACCGGCUGGCUAGUUGCGAAGGAUCUAGUCGUCACGGCCGGCCACUGUGCCUUUGAUCAUUCCCACGGCCUCGGACGAGCCGUCAAAGUCAGGGCAUAUAUCGGAUACCAAGGCUAUCAAAACCUUACAAACGCCGAAGGUCGAUGGGGGAAGGCCAUCGCCACCAACCCCGAAUGGUGUGACAAACUUGGAGCCGAGCCCCGGGACAUUUCUUUCAUUAAGCUCGAGAGCCCAUUUUUGGACGUGGACAAUUGCUUUAAUUGGACACAGACACCCUUUGCCCAGAACAGUGCGGAUCUGGGAGUUGUGGGCUACCCAGGUGAUAUCAUGGAUGACGGAGAGAGAGGUGCGAGGAUGUAUGAGAUGUUUGCCAGAACUGAUUACAGGCUUGAGGACGCAGACGAACACAUGCUGCAGUACAAGAUUGACACGUAUGGAGGAAACUCGGGCUCUCCUGUCUUUAACAACAGGCGGUCGCUCGUUUCAAUAGGAGUUCACGUCCUAGGUGGCCAGUCGUACAACUCGGCAUCCGUGUUCGAUGGGCGAUGGGGAAAUCGCUUCUCGGCAUUACAGCUCGUCGCCAAUGACCUCUCCACAAAAGACGAUGUCCCUCAGACAGCUUCACAACCGGAUAAGGAGCAUAAAGACUGGCUUUAUCUCAUCAAUAAGGAAACUACUGAGGCAAAGGCCGACCUGGCAGAUCAGAUGCUGAGCAACAGCAAGCGCCAGGCCGCAAAAGUUGUCGCGCCAGUCUCGACUCAUAUGAUGAAUGCCACGCUCAGCGAGCUGUCCUUUGGCGCAGAAGUCGGCCCGGAAAUUAGUAUCCUCGCCGCUGCCGCCAUUGCCACAGCAGGCCGGCUGGCUGCCGAUUGCCGGACCGCAUCCCAAGCUGAGUCGCUGGCCAUGACUCGCCCGUACGACGGCACCAUCAGCCGCGCCGUCCUCGCUGAAGCCGCGCUGCAAUUUUACUAUGCUUCCGAUGGCGACACUCAGAAAGAGGCGGAACUCUUCAUGGGGCCCGUUGUGGCGGGCCUGGCGCCAUUUGUUCUCAAGGUCGCGCCGCGGCUCCUCAAAGGAAUACUGGAGCCCAGCCUCCGGGUUCUAGUCUCCCGCAUCGGUGGAUUCACGGCCCCUUCUACCACGGAUCUUGGGGAUAAUCGCAGGUCGCGUGACCAGGCGGAGCAAGAGACGGGAUUUGGGCGCAUGCUGGGGGCCAAGGAGCAGGAGUUCUUCGAUGCGCUGGUCAAUGCCGUCAAGGCAGAACCAGAAGCGAAUAUCAGUCCCUUCCUCCCCACGAUGACCACGAUUGGCGACUUCAUCGGCAGUGCCUUCAAGAAGGCCGGCCCCGUGCUCGCUGACGUGGCCAAAAUUGGCCUGCCGCUGCUUCUGGGGACUGAGACUGGAGGGCUCAACGCUCCCCCGCCGGCGCCGGCGCCGCCGACCUACCUUGAUCCCCUGGUCCACAGAGCCAUGAUGGCCGAGGCGUGCCUGCAAGCGUGCAUCGAGAGGCGUACCGAGCUUGAGCUGACGGAGAGCUUCUUCAAGAAGCUCUUGACCACCGUGAGAAAGGUCGGCCCCAAGCUUGUCAACGUGGCGCCGUAUGCGGCCAAGCUAGUUGGGCCGAUUGUGGCCGACAUUCUCCGCGAGGUCAAGGAGAAGAAGGAGGCGGAGGAGAAGAGGCAGGAGUUUCUCGACUUUAGCUGGGGCUAG